This is a messenger RNA of Botrytis byssoidea, 534 nucleotides long. RefSeq lists its product as uncharacterized. Gene Ontology annotation, biological process: secondary metabolite biosynthetic process. Bases 1 to 534 code for a protein of 177 amino acids. The transcript is spliced from 3 exons. Gene Ontology annotation, molecular function: monooxygenase activity. The record is from RefSeq and is a predicted model, not a curated record. NCBI's taxonomy places the organism in Eukaryota, Fungi, Ascomycota, Leotiomycetes, Helotiales, Sclerotiniaceae.
AUGGAAUCAGGUUGUAUUCGAGAAGAAUAUGGGGAUCCGCAUAUGGUUGGCCAUCGGUCUUCUCCUACUCAGGGUCUGUAUAAUAAAUGUAAGAAAUAUCCGGAUUUGAAAUUUCACUGUGGAACUAGUGUUGACGAAGUACGUGAUUUAUCCUCGAAACCUUCGUUUACGAUUUCGUCGAGAGGAGCAGAGAUGGAAAGAGUGGAUUGUGAUGUUUUUUUGGCCUGUGGUGGGAUUAAAUCGAGGAUGAGGGAGAUGAUGUUGAGGGAUUGGGGGGUAGAUGCGGAGGUGGUGGAUUCGGAACAGGCGGCUUAUAGAAUUUUACUUACGAGGGAACAGAUGGAGGAUGAUCUCGAUUUUUUGGAAUUAAUCGACACCUCCGGCAUCGGCGAUCAUCGCCACAUAAUUGCCUACCCCAUCUCCUGCAAACGCAUCUACAACAUCUCCACCACCCAACCGGAUAUCAAUCCCGCCAUUUCCCCCUCGAAAACCUAUACCACCAAAGAAUCCGAAACACCAUGCUCAAAGGCUUGA